GCCGGAUCUGUGACAUAUAUUUUCUCUGCUAGUUUCUGUAAAUACGUUUUGGCACCCGAACAGCAGCUUACACAUAUUAACCCUUCCCGACCCUCCCCCAACAUCAUACCUAAUUCUCUCCCAACUCUUGUCUCCUCUUAUUCUAAUCGUCCACCUAUUGCUUAAUGGCAGAGGAUAUGGACCUGGACGACCAUAAGUCAGACGCCUCUCCUCCUCGAGAGAUACUUCAUCCAUCUCCUCCAAAUUCCCGAAAGCGGAAAACCCCUCCAGAACGGGGGGAUUCAGCCGACGCUGAGGGCGAGAGUGUUGACGACUCAGUCGCCGUUCCCAAAGGCGAAUAUGAAACUGGUCGUGUCAUGUGUGAAGUCUGCGGUGAGGGUGUUUCGUUUCGUGACGAAGCAACCGGCGGAUUUACCCUGAAACACUGGGAUGCCCAUCGCCAACAAUGUGCCAACACUACUCAGGCCGUCCCCGAGCCUGUCAUAUAUACUCCGGAGAGUACGGCCGAGGCUCUUGCCAACCCACCCGCUAAACGGCGGCGUGCCAAGCGUACUGAAGAGGAACGCAUCGACUACCUCAGGGCGGAUCCUUACGUUGCACAGUUUGAGGCAUAUCGUGUAUUAUGUGCAUCGUGUGACAAGUGGAUCCGGCUCCGUCCUAAUUCCACGUAUUGCUCCAUCCCUUGGGAUGCUCACCGCAAGAGUUGCUUGUCAAAAAAGAUUAACAACAAGAAUGGGUGUGCCCUCGAAGAGAGAAAUUCAUUGCUCUCUAAAGAUCCAGACGUUCGCAAGUUUGAUGCCGAGCGGGUCUUGUGCAACACUUGCGACCGUUGGAUCCAAGUCAGCCCUGAAAACCACAUGCAGGCGGUUCAAAAGUGGCUACAACAUAGGUCGUCCUGUCAAAAGGGCGCAGCACACUCUUCCGGUUCUCAAGCGGAAGCGUCUUCAUCUCAGCCGCCAAAAUCUAGCCCAGCGGCUCGAGAAGGUCAACCUGACCCUGGACAUGCGUCUUCAAUUUCAAGACGUCCUUCCGACUCUCCAGUACAUGGAAAAACCCCAGUCCCGUCGGCAAUACCUGGCUCACCGUCUCCAUCCUUCAAGGAUUUGACACCCACCAAUUUUCCAGCUCACGAGUCUCGCCGACGAAACGCCGAACAACGAGCGGCAACUCUGAAGGCUGACCCCUUGGUUGAAGAGGUUGAGCCGAACAGAGUCUUCUGUUCUCUUUGCAAGAAAUGGGUACAGCUUCGACAAGACAGUUCUUACUGCGCGUAUCCAUGGAUACAGCAUCGGGGGAAGUGUCUAGCCCGACAUCAGAGGCGAGCUCAGAAAGCCGCAGAAGUUGCAGAGCUGAGAGCAAAAGGCGGCACAUCCCAUCCAGACGACGGAAGCUUGUCAGACGAGGAUAUGUCCGCCGAAGACGAACUAGAGUCAGAGGAACCUUAUGAUGUCCAAGUGCAGGAUCUACCCACGGAUGAUAAGCGCAAAGCUAGGAUUUCUGAUUUCCGGUCUCUUCAUACUGCGAAGAAACAACGUUUAGACAAUGGAAGCGGCCGCACUGGCUCCGCUUGGGCUGUCCCUGAUCAUACCUCCACUGGCAAGAGAUCGUUGCAAAGUGUCCGCUCUAUCCGCCCAAAGGGAAGGCCUGAUAGCGACCUUCAUGCGCUAGUGACGGAAGCCUCCGGGUCGACGAGCCGCCUGAACCGCCGUCUUGUGCUUGGUUUGGCUGACUUAAACAACGUUCCUGGCAGGAUGGAUUUCAUUUUUUCAUCAAUCGCAUACCUAUUUAUGACCACUUAUGACAGCACGGAUGAUAUGACCAUAUCUUCCUUGUUGACCUACUUAAACUCUGCUAUACCUGCCGACAAACACGAGGACUUUGACACAGCCGAAGUCGUCAAAGCUGCGGCCGCCUUGCAGGACCGUGGUGACAUCAUUUUUGAAGGCGACAUGUUACGCCUUCCGGACUAACGGGUGAUUCCGGACGCUGUUAUUUCCGAUUUUUGUGCAUAUAUGUAUACCUAUUUUCCGAUUUCCACAACUUCUUGGACUUGCACUCACUGUUAUCUAUUGCUAGUUCUGCAUGCAUGACCUCCCGCUCCAUACUGAUUUUUUGUUCACCUCCACCGACGACAAUUGCAUCGAACGUGUAUCUCACUUUAUACCACCGACGUUUUGUAUCAUGGCUGAUUUUCUUGAAUGCAACGUGUUGUAUGCAUCACUGCA
Molecule: messenger RNA, 2225 nt
Organism: Suillus clintonianus
Lineage: Eukaryota; Fungi; Basidiomycota; Agaricomycetes; Boletales; Suillaceae
Exons: 8
Coding region: 165-1970 (601 amino acids)
Source: RefSeq, a predicted model, not a curated record